Exserohilum turcica Et28A is the source of this 453-nucleotide messenger RNA. RefSeq lists its product as uncharacterized. NCBI's taxonomy places the organism in Eukaryota, Fungi, Ascomycota, Dothideomycetes, Pleosporales, Pleosporaceae. The record is from RefSeq and is a predicted model, not a curated record. The transcript has a single exon. The coding region runs from base 1 to 453 and encodes 150 amino acids.
AUGUCUUCUUCACCGCCUGUUCUGCUGCUGCUGCUGCUUGGAGGGGGCGGGUUGCCGUGCCUGCUGCGGGUGCACGCUCGCGUCAUCCACAGAUCUCCCGCGCGCGAAGGCAAGAGGCAUGCUUGGUCGCCUUGGACGCCGUUGUCGUCGACCUGUGUCUGCUGCCUCGACGCUGUGAACAAGACGCCUAUUCUUUGUUCUGCCCCCGACCGUGGCUGGCGCUUCCUCGCUUCGUUGCCGCCAUUCACAAGCGCCAUCGCCCCGCCCCAGCCAUCCAUCCAUCCACCCUCCGGGCCUCCAUCCGCCUGCCCACUCCCAUCUGCGAUCGGCGCCAGGCAAAAAGCCGCCGUUACUGGGACCUGGGACCUAGCCUGCACCGCUUCCUGCCGUGAACCCCGUCGGCCCUGCUCUGUGCCCACUCGACCUCUGUCCUACCGCUGUUGCUGCUGCUGA